AUGGACCCACCACCCAUUUUGAGUAGUGCAUUUCCUUUACCACCUAUGGGUUAUAUAGAAUUAUUCAGUGAUGAUAACAUUCGUCAAAAUGAAAGAAUUCUACAACCGCCGCCACCGAUUGAAGGUCCUUAUGAAUUGUUCGGUGCGUAUGUUAGUGGAAUCGAUCAUUCGGAACCGAUUAUACGUCCUUUAGCAGAUCUGCAAAUUCAACGUGUUUACAUGCGUCCUGAUGAUUACAAAGGUGAAUUGAAGAAGUUAUGUUUUGCAAUAUUAACAAAUUAUCUCGAUCUAUUACAAAUCGUUUCACGGUCAACUCUAACACCAAGUCCAGAUAGUGGCAAUACGACAUUACGUGAACAAAAACUGAACGAAAUUGAACUGUUGUUCAUUAAUAUUCAUCAUUUAAUCAACGAAUUACGGCCACAUCAAGCACGCGAAACACUUCGAGUUAUUCUCGAAGAACAAAAACAACAACGAGAGAAGACAAGUGAAAAACUCUAUUCUUUUUUGAAUCGUAUUGUUGACGUGCUCAAUUCAGCAGUCUAUUCACUUAAUGAUCUUGUACCUAAAGUUUCCAAUUAA
Messenger RNA from Adineta ricciae, 582 nucleotides. The record is from the annotation of a GenBank genome assembly. NCBI's taxonomy places the organism in Eukaryota, Metazoa, Rotifera, Eurotatoria, Adinetida, Adinetidae.